UCUAAAGCAACACACACACAUAGCAGAGUUGCAAACAUGUAGACUAGACCAACCAGUUCCUAUGUCUCGUCAUGGAAAUACAGACGGUUUUGCUAUUUCUCUAUAUAUUUGCUUGAAUGACAUGGCUGUAUCAUUUCUACACACGUUUCUUCUCAUUUUUCUAUGCUGUGGACUUUCUGAACAGAAAAUGGACCCGGUCCUCUCACCGCAGAACUGUACAUUAGACUGCAUAUUAAAGGGGAGACCAGAGUGCGAGUUUUGCUUCAUCACAAGCAAGGAUAUUGAAACGACUCUGGGAAUCGGUACACAAAGCCUCUUUGGCAGCUGUGUCCCCAGGCCCUGCUUUUCUCUGCUUGGAUCCGACUCCCCUGCCUGCCAUCAUUUUGUGAAGGCUCCAGAAAGUGUCCAGCUCGUUUUCCUGAACACGUCCAACCUGGACAAGGACUCGGUAGUGGUCACGUGGAAACCCAAUGAAUAUGGUAUAGAGUUCCUGCGUGGGUUCCAGGUGUCAUUACAGAAGCUGGGGGGGAUGCUAGUGGACUGUCAGCUGCUCCUGUUCAAUGCCAACCUGUCACUGGGGGCAACUGAUGCACAGCGGGUAUACCGCUCAGAUCCGUUUCCCAGUUUGGAACUAGACUCCCAGUACGUCGUCAAAGUGAUGCCUCUUCCAGUACCAGAGGUAUGGGAGAGUCUUCAUCACAGCCACCAGUUCAGCACUCGCUCUUGCUUAGAAAAGAUGGGCUUACAGAAAUGCAGAUCUGACUGGCAGCCCAAUCCCAAAACUGUCAAGGUGCAACAGAUUGGGACAGAUGUCAGCGUGACCUUUGAGCUGGCCCCCACCAGUCUGAACAUCCACGAUUAUUUCACCUUCUGUGAGGGCAGGGGGUUGAAAAAUAUAACCAAGAUAAGAGUGAAUGACAAGGAGAAUGUGACUCACCAUAGCUUCAUACUGUCCAACCUCAAACCUGGCGUCAACUACUCCUGUGAGAUAUCAGCUGACAUUACGGACCCUCUAAAAACACACAUCAGGUUUCAGGUAGGAAAAGUGAAUGCUGAACCCCAGAGCUCCAACCCUAUUCUCCUGGCUGUCCUGCUGGCUCUGGCGCUCCUCGUUCUGACCGUCACCGCGGUCCUGCUGCUGCUGCCCCGGGCGUUCAGGAGAACGAGGAAGCGGCGGCAGUAUCAGUUCAGGGAUGUUCAGUCGGAAGGCGACUUGAAAGAGGGUCUCUUCCAAGUCUCUGGUUUGAGUUCUCCGGUCUCGCCCCCCCGUGUGUUCGUCUGUUACUCCAGCGCAGACGGGCCCGCGCACGUUGCCGUGGUGAUGAGAUUCGCCGCCUUCCUGCAGCAGCAUGCCUCAACUCGGGUGUCUCUCGACUUGUGGGAGACUCUGAGGAUGGCAGAGGAAGGACCAAUGGGCUGGAUGUGUCGUCAGAUUGAGGAGAGCGACUUUGUGCUGGUGGUGUGCACCAGAGGGCUGCGGGCCCCCAAUCAGGGAGAGGGGGAAGCAGGGCAGGGGGACACUUCACAGGCAGCCGUUGCACACAUCGGAGAGGAAAUGGGACGUGCAAAGUCCAGGGGGGAGGAUCUGUCGAAAUACAUCACCGUUUUCUUUGAGUAUUCGACAGAGGAUGAGAUACCGAGCAUCCUGAGGCUGGCUUCCCAGUAUCGCCUCAUGCAAGAUCUGCCAUUGCUGUUUUCGCACCUCCACAAGGUGGUGCUGCAGGGUCCGGGCAGGCAGCUGCAGGUAGAGAAUAUGUCCCAGGAGAGCUACAUAAAAGUGCCAGCGGGGGCUCUGCUCUAUAGCGCCAUCCAAAAGGCUAGCUGGUUCUGCAGGAAGGGGCAGAUGCUUUAGGUGAACGUUUAGAGUUUGUGAAAGCGAAGCAAAAGCCUUUUGGUUUCUUUUUCCAGCUCGAGUGACCCAAUUUCUGGGGAAAUAUUUAUGGUUAAGAAUCAUACAGUACAGCUCUGGCCAGAAGUUUUGCGUCACUCUAUAGAAUGAAUUCAUUUUGUUUCAUGAAGUCAAAUGAAACC
Molecule: messenger RNA, 2031 nt
Organism: Polyodon spathula (Mississippi paddlefish)
Lineage: Eukaryota; Metazoa; Chordata; Actinopteri; Acipenseriformes; Polyodontidae
Product: interleukin-17 receptor D
Exons: 12
Coding region: 62-1852 (596 amino acids)
Molecular function (GO): protein binding; interleukin-17 receptor activity
Source: RefSeq, a predicted model, not a curated record